GCGGGGAGGAGGAGGGUCCCUGCAAGCCGAAGUUGUCAACAAAGUCUUUUGCGGUUAUCGCUCUGUGUUGCAAUCGUGCGCCCUCAUCGCUGCGUGGAUACAAAAGAAGCAACAAAUAAACCGCAGCUAGAAUCAUCACCACUCGCGCAACGGGACAUUAAGCCUUAGCCAGCUUCGCUAAACAAGGAAACUCAGUGACUGCUACAGAGAUGCUAACUGCGGUGAGGGUGCUAUGUCUGUUGUCCUUCAUAGAAAGUAUUCAAUUCACUCGAGUUUCAGGCGGAGUAAAUAUAUCAUUCACGAGUUAUCGCGCGGCUGAAGGGAGUCGGACAAACAUAUCGUGUCAGGUGACCGGACAGGCCUUUAUCAUGUGGACCACUCCUCUCGGACACUCUGUCCCGUAUGACCGGACGAACCGGCUUUAUGUCUUCAGCAAUGGAUUCCGUCAUGACGUCAUCAUUGAAAGCGUUAACCGGACAGACGCCGGCUUGUAUCGUUGCUAUGGGAACACGGAUUCAAAAGCAGUCCGAUUAGAAGUAGAAUACGCUCCUGAGCUUAUCCAAUCAGAAUCGACGACCCAAGUCACGUGGUCAAACUAUGCUGAUCGUGACCCAAUCGAACUAAAUUGCACAUUUGAUGGGUUUCCUGUGCCGACGGUGGAGCUCUACAAAGACAGCAAAGUAAUAACGAGUCACGUGACUAAGGGACGUGGCUCUUUGGUUUAUAAGGCCCGAGCGAAGAGUAUUGAGUACUACGGGUUCUACCAGUGCACCGCAAGGAAUACUCAGGGAGAGGUCACUCACGUCAUGGAGGUCUCCAAAUCAGGUCCAGCAGAACCCCCGCCCCAUAUACGCCUAUCCGUAGGGUGUGACUAUGUGCAAGUCAGCUGGAACCGCUGGACAACCAGUCGUGGUAGCGCAGUCUCAAUAAUCAGGAUAGAGCUCAUGCAAGGGAUGACCGUGAUUAAGGCUGAGAACCUAGGACCUAGUUUAACAUCACGGACGUACAAAGGACUCAAGCACCAAUCAGCUUACACCGUGAGAUUGACAGCUGCUAAUGAAAUAGGGGCGGGGCCAUGGAGUGUGCAUCAAUUUAACACAAAAGAAACUUGUGCCAGUUUGAUGUUAGCAUCUUCGUACCUACCCAUGGUUCUCGCGUUGAUAGUUGCCAUAGUAAUGCCGCAAUGAUUGACAAUAGUUACCAUAGUAACGUCUUUGUCCUUGUUAUUGACAAUAAUUACCAUAAUGUCAUCUUCUCUACCUUGUUGCAUUGAUAGUUACCAUAGUAAUGCUGGAGUGAUUGACAAUAGUUACCAUAGUUACUAUUGGAAAUGUGUACCAUAGUUAUGUUGCUGUGAUUGACAAGAGAUUAAGAUAAAAAAUAGUGACUGUCUGACUGUUAUAAAAUGACUGAAACUAUGACAGCAAGAAGAAGAGGUGCAAUGCAGAAACCCAGGGGAGACUCCAAUAAAAACAGACGGGGUU
This is a messenger RNA of Nematostella vectensis (starlet sea anemone), 1484 nucleotides long. Its product is annotated as netrin receptor DCC. Gene Ontology annotation, biological process: cell-cell adhesion. The coding region runs from base 210 to 1187 and encodes 325 amino acids. NCBI's taxonomy places the organism in Eukaryota, Metazoa, Cnidaria, Anthozoa, Actiniaria, Edwardsiidae. The record is from RefSeq and is a predicted model, not a curated record. The transcript has 5 exons. Gene Ontology annotation, molecular function: protein binding.